Molecule: messenger RNA, 773 nt
Organism: Vigna angularis (adzuki bean)
Lineage: Eukaryota; Viridiplantae; Streptophyta; Magnoliopsida; Fabales; Fabaceae
Product: UDP-glycosyltransferase 87A2
Exons: 2
Molecular function (GO): UDP-glycosyltransferase activity
Source: RefSeq, a predicted model, not a curated record
AUGUGGAACACUGCUUUGCCUGCUGUGCUGAGCUGUGACGAAUGUUGUCGCUUGUGGCGGGGCGCGGCCCUGGUUACCGAUACUUCGGCGCGGCGAAGAAGCUUCCCGGCGUCAAGGAGCUUGUUUCUGGGUAGUUUCCUCUCUGUGUCCUGUGCCCAAAUGAAUGAGAUUGUUUCUGCUUUAGAAACUAGUGGUGUUCGUUAUUUGUGGGUGGUUCGUGGAGAAGUUUCCUGGCUAAAAGAGAAAUGUGGGGAUAGGGAGCCUUGGUGUGACCAAUUGAAGGUUUUGUCACAUCCUUCUGUAGGUGGAUUUUGGACCCAUUGUGGGUGGAAUUCCACUCUGGAAGUUGUUUUUGCUGGUAUUCCAAUGCUGACAUUCCCUCUUUUCUUGGACCAAGUUCCAAACAGUAGACAAAUUUUGGAAGUGUGGAAGAAUGGGUGGGAGUUGAAAAGAUCAGUGUUGGGCAGUGAAGAAUUGAUAUCAGAAAAAGAAAUAUUGGAAGUGAUUGGAGAGUUUAUGGAUGUUGAAAAGGGUAAAGAACUUCGAGAGAGGGUCCUUGAACUUAAGGGUAUAUGUGACCAAGCAGUCGCUGAAGGUUGAUCCUCCAAUAUGAACCUCAAUGCACUUAUAAAAGAUGUUUUGUGUGUUCAAGGUCAUUCAGCUUCAAAGGAGGGCUAGUUCCUCAGUGUGACAACUAUAAAAUAGGCUGAUAAAAACUAGAAAGAAAUUUCAUAGAUAAAAUAAUCUUGUUAUUUUAUUUUUGGUUCAUGUGA